Molecule: messenger RNA, 207 nt
Organism: Drosophila ficusphila
Lineage: Eukaryota; Metazoa; Arthropoda; Insecta; Diptera; Drosophilidae
Gene: Sfp79B
Exons: 1
Coding region: 16-129 (37 amino acids)
Source: RefSeq, a predicted model, not a curated record
UGUUACUCUACCACGAUGAAAGCCCUACAAAUCGCUUUGGUCCUGCUCAUCUCUUCGGCCUUCGCAAUGGGGCAAAAUAACAACACCAAUGAAAACACAAUCGUCAUCGGACAACCUGGAAAAUCGUAAUUCAUAUUUACUCUUACGAUUUCACAGCAAUGUUUAACUAAUCGUAUGAGGUGAAAAUAAAGAAUGUAUUACUAUUAA